Theobroma umbraticum is the source of this 1337-nucleotide messenger RNA. Its product is annotated as RING/U-box superfamily protein. NCBI's taxonomy places the organism in Eukaryota, Viridiplantae, Streptophyta, Magnoliopsida, Malvales, Malvaceae. Gene Ontology annotation, cellular component: Golgi apparatus. The record is from RefSeq and is a predicted model, not a curated record.
AAUAAUUGAGAUAAAAAUAAAUCGUCGAAAAAUAAAAAAAUAAUCACUGCGUAACGGGAUCUUAAUCGGCAAAAAUCGCAAACCGAAGGAAGGUUUUGUUUUCUCUGUGCUUGGAGCAAAGCAAACCAACAGAAAGACUCAUCAACCAACACAAAGCGAAAAUAAUUUUUAAUGUGAAAUAAAAUUUUUUUCAUUUCCUUUCAAUUCAGAUCUUUCCUUUUUUCUCUCCGAUCUUUGGCUUACCUUAAACCCUAGGUAAUUUUUCAGUCAAUUUUCACCUCAAUCCAUUUCUAAAAUCCGAAGCUUUGUAUACAACGUUAUUGAACUCCAAGUGAUCGAUCCCGUUCUUGCUCGCUUCUCUAUGCAAUGGUGGUCUGCAAAUGCCGCAAGGCGACAAAGCUAUAUUGUUUCGUGCACAAGGUUCCCGUUUGUGGAGAAUGCAUCUGUUUUCCUGAGCACCAAAUAUGUGUGAUACGUACUUACUCAGAAUGGGUAAUAGACGGAGAGUAUGACUGGCCUCCCAAGUGUUGCAAGUGCCAAACUGUGCUUGAAGAGGGGGCUGGCUCUGAAACCACUCGAUUGGGUUGCUUACAUGUCAUACACACAAAUUGCUUGGUUUCACAUAUCAAAAGCUUUCCUCCGCACACUGCACCCGCUGGAUAUGCAUGUCCUUCAUGUUCUACUUCGAUAUGGCCUCCCAAGAGUGUUAAAGAUUCAGCGUCCCGUCUUCAUUCACUGCUGAAGGAGGCUAUUAUGCAGACCGGCGUGGAGAAGAAUUUGUUUGGAAAUCAUCCUGUUUCUUUGCCUACGACAGAACCCCAUGGUCCUCCACCUGCAUUUGCUUCAGAUCCACUGAUAAAUUUUACCUCAGCUGGAGGAAUAGAGUAUGAUGGGAAUUUAUCACCCUCUGUGGCAAAAGAUGAAGGAUACGCAGCUGUUGGAGGACCUUCUAAACUUACGGUGACCGAAAUAAUGGAGAUAGAUGGUCCUAGUUCAGCUGGGAAUUACAUGAAAACUUCAAGCCCUGUUGCUCCUGUGGCUACAACACGAAAGAGUACAGUUCAUGUUGAUAGGCAAAACUCUGAAAUCUCAUAUUAUGCUGAUGAUGAAGAUGGAAAUCGUAAGAAGUACUCUCGUAGGGGUCCACUUCGUCAUAAGUUUCUCAGAGCAUUGCUUCCCUUCUGGUCUAGUGCAUUACCAACUCUACCAGUAACUGCACCUCCACGUAAAGAUGGAUCUAAUGCAGAUGAUGUCCCAGAAGGUCGUUUGAGGCAUCAAAGAUCAGCACGGAUGGAUCCAAGAAAAAUUCUUCUCGUCAUAGCAAUCAUGUAAGUGUG